Photinus pyralis (common eastern firefly) is the source of this 2364-nucleotide messenger RNA. Its product is annotated as nucleolar complex protein 3 homolog. Gene Ontology annotation, biological process: DNA replication initiation. Bases 96 to 2336 code for a protein of 746 amino acids. NCBI's taxonomy places the organism in Eukaryota, Metazoa, Arthropoda, Insecta, Coleoptera, Lampyridae. The transcript has a single exon. The record is from RefSeq and is a predicted model, not a curated record. Gene Ontology annotation, cellular component: nucleolus. Gene Ontology annotation, molecular function: chromatin binding.
ACUUAACCAAAAAAUUUCCACAAUUUCCAACCUCAUUUUCUUAAAAAAAAGUUCUGCUCAUUUUCACGUUUAAAAGCUCAUUUUACACAACUUCGAUGGCUAAAAAAACUCAUUCUCUAAAAGUUAAGAAUAAGAAAUCACAAUCAAAGUCUUUUGCUAAAAAAUCUCUGCACCAGAAAUCCAAGUUCAAAGAUGGAAAGUCGCCAAAGAAAAAUUUUAUGCUCACAAAACAUAAACAAUUAAAAAGUAAGAAAAAGAAAAAAGAAGAAACAGGGAAGGAAGUUCUAACACCAAAGGUCUUCUCACACGAAAAUAAAAAGAUUGUCGAAGAACUUUACUCCUCUAAAUUUGAUACCCAGCACGAAGUGGGAGAUUGGGACAUGCUAGAAGAAGAGUAUGAGAAUUUAUACCAACAAGAAGAGACCACGCUUACUAAACAUCUGUUACCAAUUAAAACCAAAACGGGAAUCGUUCCUGUAGUGGAAGAAAUCUCGAAUGAAGCAGAUGAGCCACAGAUCAGUGAAGACGAAGUUGAAGAAAACGAGGUAGAAGAGGAGCCCAAGGUUACUACAACGAUCACGGCGGCAGAACUAUUGGUACGGCAGAGUAAAACUGUAGGAGAUAAAAAGAUUCAAAUUGGCAGUUUGAGUGCCAGUAUUUUAGAAGACCCGAAUGAGAAAAUUGAUAAUUUAAGGAUUUUAGUCAAGAUGCUUGAAAGAGAUGAAGUGAAUGAUUCGUUAAUAAUUAAAAAAAUGGUUAUUAUGUCUUUAGUUGAAGUCUUCAAAGAUUUAUUGCCUUCGUAUCGUUUUAAGGAAGAUCUUGAUAAGUCCGUAAAAUUAAAAAAGGAGACGUUAAAAUUAAAUAAAUUUGAAUCAACAAUUCUGCAAAGUUAUAAAAAGUUUCUUCGCUUUUUAGCAAUAUUUUCAUCCGUUUUAAUUAAACAACAAGGUAGAACUGCAACGUCUAACAACGUGAAAUUGAGAUUGGGAGAGAUAUCUGUGAAUGCGUUGUCCGAGUUACUACAGGCGCAUCCUUAUUUUAACUACAGUGAAAAUAUAGCGCAAGUUGUAAUCCCCUUUUUGAACCAUUCAAAUAGUGCGAUUCGCGAGAAAGUUAAAUUAAUGUGCAAAACAAUAUUUAGUGACGAUUUAAAAUCGGAAAUAACACUGAAGAUUGUGAGACUAAUAAAUCAUUAUCUCAAGAAAUUUGAUUUCGUCAUCCACACAGAAAUGCUGGAUGUACUGCUUUUUUUAAAAAUUAAGGAAGUCAACAUGGAUAACGAAAGGAUUCAGAAAUUGAAGCAGAAGAAAUUACAGUCACAUAAGGGAAAUAUAUUGAAACUGUCGAAAAACGAAAAGAAACGGGCUGCACGCGUGAAGGAAGUGGAAAAGGCGCUAAUGGAGGCGAAAGCUGAAGAGAGCAGACAGGGUAAACAGAAGAAUGUCACGGAAAUAACUAAAUUCAUUUUCGGAAUUUUCUUUAAAGUGUUGAAAAACUCUACAAAUACGAAAAUUGUAGGCAUAUGUUUACAAGGGGUCGCACAGUUCGCGCAUUGCCUGAGUAUCGAGUUUUAUAUGGAUCUUAUUGCUAUUUUAGGCAAUCUGCUACAGGAGGAUUGGAUGGCUUACACGGAGAAGCAGAAAUGCAUUCAAACAAUUUUUGCUAUUCUUUGUCAACAAGGGGAAGUAUUCAAUUUUGAUCCGGCGGGAUUUUAUUCUAAUAUAUAUGAAGAGUUGUUAACUGUUCACUGUGGACAUACCUACAAGGACUUCAGUGUAGUUUUAGAUACUCUCAUAUACGCAUUAGUGAAACGUCAAAAGAAAAUAUCCCAAAAGCGGAUGGCAAGUUUUCUGAAGAGGUUGGCAACGUUAAGCUUGCAAGUAUCUCACGAUGGGGCAUUAAGUUGUUUGGCCAUUUGUAAAUCCCUUUUACAGUCGAAUACUGCGAUGGACAUUUUAUUAGAUUUGGAAUCGUCAUGGGGCGAUGGCUCCUAUCAGCCUGAAUUAAACGAUCCCGAAUACUGUAACGCAUCCAAUUCUGCUUUGUACGAGUUAAGUCUGUUAUAUCGUCAUUAUCACCCUACCGUUUCAGAAUAUUCAAGACGUAUUGCGCACGGGACUUCUGCUUCAACUGAAGGUUUACCUAAUGUUCUUAGUCGAGCUUCGGCGGAUGAAAUAUUUAAAACCUUUGAUAUGUCACAAAUGUGCUUCUCUCCAUCAAUUCCAAUUUUAAAAAAUGUACCUAAAAACAAAAUAAGGCACAAGUGCAAUGAUCUUAAUUUUGUUAGAAAUUGUAAAACGAUUAUAAAAAAUGAGAAAUGCGGUAUAUUGUCCUAAAUUAAAGUUGCAGUUUACACUUUUAAAA